Hydractinia symbiolongicarpus is the source of this 2170-nucleotide messenger RNA. RefSeq lists its product as uncharacterized. The record is from RefSeq and is a predicted model, not a curated record. NCBI's taxonomy places the organism in Eukaryota, Metazoa, Cnidaria, Hydrozoa, Anthoathecata, Hydractiniidae. The transcript has 7 exons. The coding region runs from base 274 to 1392 and encodes 372 amino acids.
AAGAAGAAGAAGAAGAAGAAAAAGAAGAAGAAGAAGAAGAAGAAGAAGAAGAAGAAGAAGAAGAAGAAGAAGAAGAAGAAGAAGAAGAAGAAGAAGAAGAAGAAGAAGAAGAAGAAGAAGAAGAAGAAGAAGAAGAAGAAGAAGAAGAAGAAGAAGAAGAAGAAGAAGAAGAAGAAGAAGAAGAAGAAGAAGAAGAAGAAGAAGAAGAAGAAGAAGAAGAAGAAGAAGAAGAAGAAGAAGAAGAAGAAGAAGAAGAAGAAGAAGAAGAAGAAGAUGUUUCGUAUUAUGCUGCUCUUAGUGCUGACAUACCAAUAUGGUUUUAGUAAAGCAUCAACUUGCAAAUCAAAGCAUAAAUGCAAAGAAACAAAAACAUCCGCCACAUUUGCUUACAUCAGCAUGGACAAACUCGACAACACAAAAUUGAAUGGAACCAUUCUAUCAACACAUUAUGUUGAAAAUACAACAAGAUGUAACAAACUCUGCGCAAUGCAUGAUGAAUGUGUGUCAACUAAUGUUGGUCCAAACAACGCAUCAACGUUUGUUUGUCAAUUGCUUGGUGAAGACAGACGCACGAAUGCUGCGAUUCUGGUUAAUGCAACCGGAUGGUCGCUUUUCACGACAGCUAGUAGAUGUGAUGACAACCCGUGCAAACCCGGCAUCGAGAGAUGUCUUCCACAUUAUGGAAAUAAUUCAUACACAUGCGUACUUUCAAAUCCUUAUCACCUUCCGUUGAUGAACUUCACAUUUGAUGUAGAUGACAAAUGUUCUGGUUGCAAAGCCGGCGCGCAUUGGGCGGCUGCAAAACGAAUACACGUUCCUGACCGAAUAACCAAAGUGAUGUAUUUGCCAGAAAAAUUUGAGAGGGGAAAUGGACCAGCUCUGUCCCCUCAAGGGUGUCUUAAGGAUUUAUCACCUGCGUUUCCUGGAAACUGUGAUAGUGAUGGUUUCGUAUUUUCAUUCUGGUACAGAACAUUCAUGCGUUCGCUUGGAAAUGCUCUUUUAUUUGAGAGUCCAGUUAAUGGUUUCUAUGUCCGUAUCAGUAAUCGAAAUGCAGAAACCAGAACUGCGUUCUGGGCUGUUACUUUCCUUACCGGAAGUCAUACCUAUCGCUUUGAAAACUAUGAAGGUCCUGAUGCUUCUCAAUGGAUUCACUUUGCUUUCAAAUUUGACAUUGCGAAUGACCUGUUCUCUGUAUUUAUUAAUGGAGUACAUGUAUUUGAUGGAGAAAAAGUUGCUAGAUCACCUAAUGGUAAAAGCACGCAAUUAAAAUUGGCUUGGAUGUACACAAGUGGAAAAAAAUAUUACGCCAUGUUUGAUGAUAUUGUGUAUUAUAAUCGUUUGCUUUCCAAUGAAGAAAUUCUCAACCUGCACCGAGAGCAGGCCACACAUUAAUGAAACAUUGGGAUGAUGCAGUUGCUAUAUUUCUCUAGGGAAUAUUUAUUUGUGAAUUAUUUAUUUUAGGGAUAUUUUCUUGUUGAAUAUUUCUUUUUGGAAUAUUUUUUCGUCAAAUAUUUAUUUGUCAAAUAUUUAUCUUUGGAACAUUCAUUUGUGAAACAUUUUUUGUGAAAUAUUUAUUUGUGGAAUAUUUAUUUGUGAGAUAUUUUUUGUGGAAUAUUCAUUUGUGAAAUAUUCAUUUGUGAGAUAUUUAUUUGUGAAAUAUUUAUUUGUGAGAUAUUUAUUUGUGGAAUAUUCAUUUGUGGAAUAUUUAUUUGUGAAAUAUUCAUUUGUGAGAUAUUUAUUUGUGGAAUAUUCAUUUGUGGAAUAUUCAUUUGUGGAAUAUUCAUUUGUGGAAUAUUUAUUUGUGAAAUAUUCAUUUGUGAGAUAUUUAUUUGUGAAAUAUUCAUUUGUGGAAUAUUCAUUUGUGAGAUAUUUCUUGUGGAAUAUUUUUUUGUGAAAUAUUCAUUUGGGAAAUAUUCAUUUGCGAGAUAUUUAUUUGUGGAAUAUUCAUUUGGGAGAUAUUUAUUUGUGGAAUAUUCAUUUGGGAGAUAUUUAUUUGUGGAAUAUUCAUUUGGGAGAUAUUUAUUUGUGAAAUAUUCAUUUGUGGAAUAUUUAUUUGUGAGAUAUUUAUUUGUGAGAUAUUCAUUUGUGAAAUAUUCAUUUUGGAGAUAUUUAUUUGUGGAUUAUAUAAUUGUAAAAUAUUUAUUUGUGAGAUAUUAUUGAUGUUUAACCA